Girardinichthys multiradiatus is the source of this 3586-nucleotide messenger RNA. It is a transcript of the gene scd, whose product is annotated as stearoyl-CoA desaturase (delta-9-desaturase). Gene Ontology annotation, biological process: unsaturated fatty acid biosynthetic process; response to fatty acid. The transcript has 6 exons. Gene Ontology annotation, cellular component: endoplasmic reticulum membrane. Bases 185 to 1195 code for a protein of 336 amino acids. NCBI's taxonomy places the organism in Eukaryota, Metazoa, Chordata, Actinopteri, Cyprinodontiformes, Goodeidae. Gene Ontology annotation, molecular function: stearoyl-CoA 9-desaturase activity; iron ion binding; palmitoyl-CoA 9-desaturase activity. The record is from RefSeq and is a predicted model, not a curated record.
CUGUGAUUGGUCAGGCACAUCGCAGGGUGAGUGUCUCGUUGAUGUGAGCCGCAGCGCUGACUAUAACUCUCUCUUUCUGGGUUACUGAAAUUUUGUGCCAGACGCCGACUUGGACUCUUCUUUAUAGCAGCAGACAUACAGAUUUUACUUCCCUUUCUUUGAGCAUCAGUCAUCCGAAGCCACCAUGACGGGGUCGGAGCCGUUUGCAAAGCAACAGCAGCAGCAACACACGCCGGGCAACGGGGACGUCUGUUCAGAGGCAGCCGUAGAAGAUGCGUUUGAUAACACUUACAAGGAGAAAGAGGGCCCGAAACCUCCUAGGAUCUUGGUCUGGAGAAAUGUCAUCCUGAUGACUCUGUUGCAUUUAGGAGCAGUUUACGGCAUAUUCCUCAUCCCUGCAGCAUCUCCCCCUACGUUGCUUUGGGCUUUAGUCUGCUUUCUGCUAAGUGCUUUAGGAAUUACGGCAGGAGCGCAUCGUUUGUGGAGUCACAGGACCUACAAGGCUUCAUUACCUCUGAGGAUCUUUCUCGCUGUUAGUAAUUCCAUGGCCUUUCAGAACGAUAUCUUUGAAUGGGCUCGAGACCACCGGGUUCACCACAAAUACUCCGAGACAGACGCAGACCCACACAACGCCAGCAGGGGCUUCUUCUUCGCUCACGUCGGUUGGCUGCUGGUGCGCAAACAUCCCGACGUCAUCGAGAAGGGGAGAAAGCUGGAGCUCAGUGACCUGUUUGCCGACAAAGUUGUUAUGUUUCAGAGGAGGCACUACAAGCUCUCCGUGCUCCUCAUGUGCUUCUUUGUCCCGAUGUUUGUGCCUUGGUACUUUUGGGGCGAGUCCCUGUGGGUGUCGUACUUCAUCCCGGCCUUGCUGAGGUACGCCUUGGUGCUGAACGCCUCCUGGCUGGUCAACAGCGCGGCGCACAUGUGGGGGAACAGGCCGUACGACAAGAACAUCAACCCUAGGGAGAACAGAUUCGUCACUUUCAGCGCCAUAGGAGAGGGAUUUCACAACUACCACCACACGUUCCCUUACGACUACGCCACCAGCGAGUACGGGUGCCAGCUGAACCUCACCACCUGCUUCAUUGACUUCAUGUGCUUCCUGGGCCUGGCCAAGGACCGCAAGAAGGUGUCCCGCGAGGUUGUCCUGUCUCGGUUACAGCGCACCGGAGACGGAAGCCACCGCAGUGGCUAAAAAAAAGAAGAAAAAAACAUCCUAAAGAAGUUGUCUGGUUCAAGAGAAGAUAACUAACUGAUCUGACAGCUGCCCAUUUGCUCAUCCUCUGAGGUUAAAAGUCAGCGUCACAAGGGCCUUUACCACAUUUUGCUUGUUCAUUGCGGGCUUUUGUAGCUGUAGCCAUACAAAUUGUUGAAGAUAAAAAAUCUGCCCGAUGCUUAAAGGUUAAUUCAGCUUUUUAAUUGUUGAGCCUUAAAAAUUUACUAUUUUUGGUUGUUGUGCAGUCUUCAACCAUGUAGCUGAUCAGUUUUAUGCAUUACUUUAAAAUGUAUUCAAUGUUGAUUGAAAUCUUGAUUUUAUUGUACUGUAUGUUUUUUUUUUCAUUAAUUCUGUUUACCUUUAUGACAUUUACAGAUAAAAAAAACCGUAUUUGAUACUUUAUUGAAAUUUGAAAACUGAGUCAUGCAGCACACAUCCGUGUUUAUAACAGUUGCCUUCUGCAGAGAAACAAAACCAAAUUUAAAGCAAAACUUGAAGUACCUUAGAAAAUAAGCCGAUUUGCCGCAUUUAUCCCAUAAUGUAAUAAUAGACCCACGUUUACUACAAAAAUUAAAAAUGCUUUCUGUUCUGACGGCAGCAUAAGUUUGCCUAAAGCCUUCCAUUCAGCUGUCUUUAGUGGUAAAAUCUUUUGUUUCUUUCUCACAUCAAAUGAUUGUGAAGGCCGAGCUCUCAUUGGUCGGUGCAGCAGCCAGUCACGCGACAGAUCUGGUGUUAGAAAAAAACAUGCCACCCCUUUGCAUGGCGAUAUGCUGUAGUAGGUGUUGUGGUGAGGUGAUGUGUCAGUGGCUGUCAUGGCAGAACUGCAUCUUAUUUAGUCGCUGUUUGUAUCAUCAGAAUUGUUCUCUGAUUCUCUGAGACACGGUCUGAAAAGAGUGUCAUUUUUAAAUUGUAGGUGCUUUUAACGUCAGUGUUUAUCUGUGAUUACGGUCUGUAGAAUGCUUUUGUUAUUCAUGUAUAAUUGUAUAUUGUUUGGCUCCCUCUUUUGACUUAAAAUAUUCUAACUUGAUGGUUUUUGCACUCCUUGAUUUGGCAAAGUAUAUUAUAUGUGAAGUAUAUCAAACUGCAGCGCCUAGUUAUCUCUUUCGCCAACAGCCAGAAUAUGGUACCUUGCAAAAGUAUUCACACUUUUUUAUAGUUUGUUACAUUACAGCCACAAACUUUAAUUAAUCUUAUUGGGAUUUUGUGAUAAAAGGCACAAAGUUGUUCAUAAAUGUAAAGUGGAAGGAAAAUGAUUAAGAGGUUUAAUGAUUUUUAACUGCUAAAAAUCUGAAAAUUGCCUCAGUAGUCUUUUCUCACCAGCUUUGCCUUUCCAUAAACCUUAAUUUUUGGCUUUCCACUUUGGAAAAAGUUCAGUCAGAUUGGAAUAUCGGGGAUGUAGCGAUUGAUCUAAACCAUUCCCUUGUAUUCCAUUAUUACUCCGGCUGUAUGUUUAGGUUAAUUGUAUUCGUGAAAGGGGAAUCUUUGCAGCCAAAAGCAGGCUUUCUUCCAGGAAUGACCUCUAUUUAGCUCCAUUCAUCUCCACAUCAACUCUGACUCAUCCCAAAGCAUGAUGCUGCCACCACCAUGUUUCAUGGUGAGAAUGGUAUGUUCAGACAACUUAUAUAUAUAUUUUUUCUUAUUCCCAAUCUUCCACAGUGCCAGAUUUGUGGAGUUCGCGGCUAAUAAUCGUCCUGUCAACAGUCUACUACUUUAGAUGGGGAUUUCUGCAGCUCCUCAUGGGAAUAGAGACAAAUGCACACCAUGCUUUUCAGAUCAUCGCCUAUUUAUCUUUAGCUUCACAAUUGUAUGCGAUUUUGUUUUGGUGUAAUCGAAUAAGAUCCCAGUAAAAUACAUUGAAGCUCAUAGUUGUGACGUAGCAAAUUGUGAAAAUUUUCUUGGCUGUGUUAAUACUUUUCAAGGUAAAGUGCCUCCUAAUGCCUUAUGACAUGCAUCAAUUUCUUCACAUUCCAGCAGUUAAUUAAGACUUCAAGGUUCAAAUACCAAAUGAUUGCUUACAGGCUGAAGCAGGGUAUAACAUUGUUUUUAUUCCAUUUUUUUCAAAUCUAAGCGUGACAAUUGAAGGAUUAUGGGUCAUCUUUGUGCAGGAAAAAAAUUCAACUGGUGAAAAUGUGCAUUUGUGAGAUUUUUACUUGCAAAAUGAGGAUCCUGGUGGAUGGAAGGAGCAGAGAUGCAAUGUUGUCAUGGGGAAUGUCAUCAUAGGCCAACAGUAUCAGUCAGCUGUCCAGAGCCCCGAAAAUCAGCAUUUCCGUAACAAUGGGAGGAAAUAAAAAUGUUUUCAGUUUGUCAGAUUUCAACUGUUUCCUAUUCUGAAAUAAAAUUCACAAUAUUUUCAAUACCUUCUGGAUCUAA